GCUGAGUUGGUCGCCCGCGACGACAAUUUCCCGCGCCUGGGCGGUGACUCGAUCACGGUGAUCUCAAUGCUGACGGCAGCUUACAACAGCAGCGUGGACAUCGAGCUCACCAAAACCACUGUCCACGAACUCAUCUCCAUUCGUGCUGCCGCACAGCCUGAAGCCCAGGCUAUCGAGACAUGCAACGGAUCGCUGUCUUACUCGGAGCUAGAUAGCCUAGCGACAUGAACGGCGGUCGAAGCAGGCGUCGAGCCGGAGUAGAGGUGUCUUCUGCCUAGACAAGUCCAAGCUUUCUAUCGUCCAUCACGAAAUCUGGCGGAGGAGAUGAAUGCCCAGCUGGCCAUUGCCUCCCCAUUCACAGUAGCGCGAUGCGCUGGACUAGGCGUCGAAGCCAUCGUGCUGUGCACCGAACUGUUAGAUCAGUUGCCAGAAGUCAGCCAAGCUGCCCAGGGGACAGUGUUGCCUACAAAAUCUGCAAUCCAAGGUCCAUCAUCGUCGAGCACGCAGCAGUGUGCACGAAGGUGAUGAGGCACGCAGCGGCCCAUUGCGUUGAUACACGGACGCAAAUGCUGCAGUUUUCGAGCUUUGUCUUCGACGUCAGCUUGAGCGAAACAUUUAUGACGCUCGAGUGGGGAGGUGUGCUGCGCGUGCCGUCGGCAUCGCAGCGCCACGAGGGAGUCGCCGAAUUCAUCAGGAGUUCCAACGCCAACUCGGUUAUGUUGACGUUUUCCUUCCUCAAGACGUUGACACCUGUGCAAGUGCCUUCUAUGGAUUUUGUUAUCCUCGUGAGUGAAUCGUCGGUCAAGGGGAUCCUACAGACCUGUGUCAGAUCUGGCGUCCGGCUGAUGAACUCGUUUGGCGCGACAGGAUCACGUAUCUUCUAUGCCGCCCAUACCUACGAGCGUCCAGAUGCCACCAACAUUGGCCCGGGUAUCACCUCAAGCAUGUGGAUUGCAGACCAGCAUGACCUGGCCGGCUGGCGCCAAUCGGUUGUAGAGGCGAACUCGUUGUCGAGACAGACACUCUCUCCAAGCGCUACUUGAAUGACAAGAACGGGACAUCUCAGGUUUUCCACAUCAAGCUGCGCAGCCACCGCAUCGCUUGGCAAGGGUCUCGACCCUUUGUCGCGAGCUCUCGACACGACACUUUGGUAGCAGCUCGUAGUGCUGGACAGCCUAGCUGGCCUAGCUGAGCGGGGUUAUGGCACAACCCUUGAUAAUUGCUGACGCCUCUUGAUGGAGAAAGACGACCUACUUCGCAGGCUCAGAUCCGAGGUUCCGCGUCUUCGCGGUAAGUGUCAAUGCGGGGCGUCGCUAAAAGCAGGUCGGUGGG
Molecule: messenger RNA, 1332 nt
Organism: Microdochium trichocladiopsis
Lineage: Eukaryota; Fungi; Ascomycota; Sordariomycetes; Xylariales; Microdochiaceae
Exons: 1
Coding region: 369-1043 (224 amino acids)
Biological process (GO): amino acid activation for nonribosomal peptide biosynthetic process; secondary metabolite biosynthetic process
Cellular component (GO): cytoplasm
Molecular function (GO): phosphopantetheine binding
Source: RefSeq, a predicted model, not a curated record